This is a messenger RNA of Xylona heveae TC161, 1304 nucleotides long. RefSeq names its product tethering factor for nuclear proteasome sts1. The record is from RefSeq and is a predicted model, not a curated record. The coding region runs from base 179 to 1219 and encodes 346 amino acids. Lineage: Eukaryota; Fungi; Ascomycota; Xylonomycetes; Xylonales; Xylonaceae. The transcript is spliced from 2 exons. Gene Ontology annotation, cellular component: nucleus. Gene Ontology annotation, biological process: proteasome localization; nuclear protein quality control by the ubiquitin-proteasome system.
GCACGGAAAAUUAGGUAUCCCGAUCACUCCGACAACAAAGAAAGAGGUGUCUUACGUAAUCCGUACGCUUUGACUGCACGCCAACCUCGAUUCGACUCGUCAGUUUUGGAGGAGACACAUACCACCACCUCCACCAACCUCGAAACCCUUCUUUCACUACCACUUUGUUCGUUCAAGAAUGAAUAGCCUAUUGUCAAGCUAUUCAGUCUUUCCUCCACAUUUACACGAGAAUCAGCAUACUCGGCCGUCGCCGCUUCGUUCAAUGACAACUCCACCAAGCCACAUGCACGCCGGCAUGGCUGGACGAAAGCGAAAGGCUGACGAUGAAGACAUCGAAUCGGAUCGAUAUGGAUCGCACGAUUCGAUCAGCAGCACCGACAAUGACGAACGCAUGUCCGCGUCACCAGCCAACUCACCCGCUAUUGUCUCUCGGCAUCUCGCACAUGCUCACUCUCACAACCAAAGUCACCAGCAGCAACGACACAUUAAACGAUCUCGACCAAACGUUUCUGGCCGUCCUCUUUCCCUUAACCGCCUGCUCGAGACCCUUAACGCAGACGAGAUGCGGACAGUCCUUCGAUCGAUCUGUGAACGACACCCUGUGAUUGGCUCCGAAGUUGUAUCGACAGCACCACGGCCAAGCGUAUCAUCUGCACUUAAUGUGUUGAAGCAGUAUGAAGAGUCACUCUUUGCUGCUUUUCCUUUUGGGGGCAACUCUAGAUCCGACUAUACCUACAACCGCAUUCGUGGAGCACUCAUGGAGUUGCUGGAUGCUCUGAACGACUUUAGUCCUCAUUUCCUUCCUCCAAACGAAAACCAAGUAUCCACAUCGCUGAGCUUCCUCGACGGCGCUACCGAUAUGAUCCAUCGACUGCCAACUUUUGAGUCAUUCCAAAACAAUCUUCCCAAAUCUACUGCGUACGAAGAAAUUGCCAAGGCCUGGGCUCUCGUGAUUCGAGAGGCAGCGAAGCGAGGAGGUGGCAUUCAAUUACAGUACGGCGGAUGGGACCAAAAGCUUGCGAAACACAAUGAAGAGUCACAAGGAAAAUUGCAGGAUGCCGUCAACGAGCUCACUGCCAGCCUGGGUUGGAUGGGGGGUAACGCCAUUCCUUCGCCGGGAUCCCAAAUGACUGGGCUCGGAGACAUGAGCUCCAUUAGGGCACAACUAUUGUCUGGAACCUAUGGUGCAAACCUCCCCGUCCGUGUCGGUCCGUGGUAAUUGCUGCCUUUCCAUAAGACGACCUUAAACAUUGACGCCAAUAUCGGAUCCCUGUCAAUUCCCCUUUUUCAUUUGACUCGGACAA